Molecule: messenger RNA, 2642 nt
Organism: Zonotrichia albicollis (white-throated sparrow)
Lineage: Eukaryota; Metazoa; Chordata; Aves; Passeriformes; Passerellidae
Gene: RCL1
Product: RNA terminal phosphate cyclase like 1
Biological process (GO): endonucleolytic cleavage of tricistronic rRNA transcript (SSU-rRNA, 5.8S rRNA, LSU-rRNA); ribosome biogenesis
Cellular component (GO): nucleolus
Molecular function (GO): RNA endonuclease activity
Source: RefSeq, a predicted model, not a curated record
UCCUGUUCCCAACCACGUGGGUAGCGGGAUGGCGGGCAGCGCGGCGGGCGAGGCGCAGUGCCUCAGCUACACGGGAUGCAACUUCCUGCGGCAGCGCCUGGUGCUGGCCACGCUCAGCGGCCGCCCGCUGAAGAUCCGCAAGAUCCGUGCCAAGGAGGAGGACCCCGGCCUCCGCGAUUUUGAAGCAAGUUUUAUUCGCCUGAUUGACAAAGUGACCAAUGGCUCACGGAUUGAAAUAAACCAAACAGGUACGACCUUGUACUAUCAGCCUGGUCUUCUCUACGGAGGCUCCUUGGAACAUGACUGCAGCCCCAGCCGUGGUAUUGGCUACUACUUGGAAAGUCUGCUCUGCUUGGCACCUUUCAUGAAGCAUCCAUUGAAGAUUGUCUUGAGGGGAGUGACAAAUGAUCAAGUAGAUCCUUCGGUUGAUGUCCUUAAGGCAACAGCUCUACCCCUUUUGAAGAAGUUUGGAAUUGAUGGUGAAAGUCUGGAAAUCAAGAUCAACCGAAGAGGAAUGCCUCCCAAAGGGGGUGGAGAGAUACUGUUUUCUUGCCCAGUGAGAAAGGUCUUGCAGCCUGUUCAGUUCACAGACCCUGGAAAAAUCAAGCGCAUCAGAGGAACUGCAUACUCUGUCCGAGUGUCACCACAGAUGGCAAACAGAAUGGUGGAAUCUGCAAGGGGCAUCCUGAAUAAAUUCCUCCCAGACAUCUAUAUCUACACAGACCAUAUGAAGGGGGUUAACUCUGGAAAAUCACCAGGUUUUGGCAUAUGCCUUACUGCAGAAACCAUCAAUGGCACUAUUCUCAGUGCUGAGCUAGCCUCAAAUCCUCAGGGCCAGGGAACAGCUGUGCUUCCUGAGGAACUGGGCCAGAAUUGUGCUAAGCUGCUGCUUGAGGAGGUCUACAGAGGAGGCUGUGUAGAUUCAACAAAUCAGAGCCUUGCUCUGCUCCUUAUGACCCUUGGACAGCGGGAUGUUUCCAAAGUCCUGUUGGGACCUCUGUCUCCAUACACAAUUGAGUUUCUGCGACACCUCAGAAGCUUCUUCCAGAUCAUGUUUAAAAUGGAAACAAAGACCCCUGAGGAAGAGCACAUGGGCGGGGAGAAAGUCUUGAUGACCUGUGUUGGCAUUGGAUUUUGCAACCUCAGUAAAACUAUAAGAUAAAAACCAUCUACAGACUCUGUGAAAGACACAAAAUGCUUCAAAGAUCUAAUAAACCCUACCUGUCUCUGUACUUACUCUGGCGUAGGGAGACUUGUGGUGAUUCCAGUGCGGGGUUACCCAAGCUCACUGCACGUAAACAAUAAAGCUGACUUCAGACUAUUUAGAUCUGGGCUAUUUAUAAAUGCAAUGCCAGUAUUCUGUGCUGUUUGGAGUGGCUCUCUGGAGUCUCAGCUGACUUGGGACUCUCUGCACUGUAUUCCACUGAAUGGGACACAAGUGCCUCAUGUCGCUGUGCUCUCAGGCCUUAAUGAGGUGAGUGCUCUGGUUUUAUGUAUUUACUGCUUUCACUUGUAGCUUUUUCUGAAAGGUUUAGAUAGAGAGGGAAAACAAAAACAAGCUUUGCAUUGCGAAACAAAUGAUCACAACGGAUAUAUUAGAUUAUUGAGGUAAUUGCAGAGAUAAUAUUGGCAUGAAAAUUAAAGGCAUGACAGCAAUUCUUUGUUUAUACAUUGUGUGUGUGUGUAGAAUUUGUCCAAUGCUCCACUCCUGUUUACAUUUACUAAAUUCACAGAUCACAAAAUAGUCUGAGUUGGAAAGGACCCAGAAGGAUCACUGAGCCCAACUCUUAAGUGAAUGGCCUAUACAGGGAUGAAACCCAUGACCUUGGCAUUAUUAGCACUGUGCUUUAACCAACUGAGCUCGUCUCAGGGUUGCAGCUUCAAAGAAAGAAUAAAAUAUCUCUCUACUAUUUUUCCUAAUGUUAGAAUACCGUAGAGGAGAUCACAGCCUAUGCUGUCUUAUUUUAGCCUCUUUUGCAAGGAUGGGCAUGGGAGGAGAAACCUCCAUGGCAACUUUUGACUUAUCACAUAUAUUCUUUUUAGGUUUGUUUGGCAUGCUCUAUACACGUGGCUCACAAUUAGUUGUUAAAAGUAGCAAAAAUUGCUGUAGGUUUUGAGAAAGAAAAAUUUAUUCACUUUCACCAUCAUAUUUUGUGCGUCUGCUCCCUUUUUAAAGUGCCAAUAAUGCUGUAUGGGAUGGAUUGACAGAUGCAAAACUAGUUUCUACCAGGUUGUAUAUAUUUACCCAUGAAAGGCCUCAGGUAGAUUCCAGGUAAACCUGUGGAAGUUGAUGCUGAACUCCUGACACAAGGCAAGAAAUUUAUAUUUGACUUCAGAUUAUCCUUCAUGUGUCUGGAGGAAUAUAAAACUGUGUCAAAAGCUGCUAUUUAGAGAGAGCAGAUACCAGUGACUGUGUUAAAAUGGUUUCACAAACUUUAUCUGAUGCCACUGUAAAGUGGGCAUUACUCUGUAGUAUGAAGAAUGUAUAUUGGACACAAAAAGGACUUGGACAGAGGUUCAUUAUUUGAUUACUGUCUUGUUAACUUUUGCAGGCCGUGUGAGUAAUUUUUUUACUGUACUUUGUUUGUGUUGCAAUCUGUCAGACAUGAUUUGAAAAAAUAAAGUUUGGUUUUUUUCCUAAA